CCCACGCAGCAGGGUCCGUUUCGCCACCACAGCACCCGACAACACCAUGGCAGGCACGGACACGGACUCGGAAGAGGCCAUGACAAGGGAGGAGCUCCAGCACGAGGACGGGCGGCAGCAGCAGCAGCAGCAGCCGCCGCCGCCUGCUGCGGGCGAAGUAGCGGGGCCUUCGACAUCAUCAUCAUCACCACCACCAGCGCAGCGGAACGCGUAAGCUUUUUUAAAAGUCAAGGCUGACGCACAGCUGUCGCCACAACAACCACAGUCACCGCACUCAUGGGCCCCAAGCGGCCCCCGCAUCAGCAGCAGCAGCCCAGGACCAAGAGCAGCAGCACCGCCCACGCAAAGCCGCCGCGCACGUCGCGCUCCAACCCCUUCAGAGACCGCAUGGCACUGGGCGCAUACCUCAAGGACCCGGCGUCGUUUUCCUCGUCGUCGUCGUCGUCGCCCGUCAUCUACCACAACGAGGGCUUCGUGGCCCUGCGGGACAAGUUCCCCAAGGCGACGGUGCACGCGCUGCUGCUGCCGCGCUCGCCCGCCGUGAGCCUGCUGCACCCGUUUGACGCGCUCUCCGGCGACCCGGCGUUUCUACGAGAGGUGCGGGCCGAGGCGGGGCGUUUGCGUGGCUUGGUGGCGGGCGAGUUGCGGCGCGGGCUGGGGAGGUAUAGCAAGGCGGAUGCGAGGCGGGAGGCGGUGCUCAAUGGGGAGGCGGCGCUUGGAGGAGGAGGUGGUGGUGGUGAUGACGCAGAUGGACGAGAGUCUGGGGGAGGAGCAGGUCCAGAAGAGGCACGAGGCGCCGAGACGCAGCUCCCGCCGGGCCGCGACUGGGAGGCCGAGGUGCUCGUGGGCGUGCACGCGGUGCCGAGCAUGGCGCACCUGCACAUCCACGUUCUGUCGCGCGACAUGCACUCGCCCGCCAGGCUGCGGCACCGCAAGCACUACAACUCGUUCAACACGCCCUUCCUGGUCGACCUGGCCGACUUCCCCCUCGCCGACGACGACCCGCGCCGCGACCCCAAGGGCCAGGGGUACCUGCGCCGGGACCUCGUGUGCUGGCGCUGCGGGACGAACUUUGGGAACCGCUUCGAGCAGCUCAAGCGGCACCUCGACGAGGAGUUUGAGGCGUGGAAGAGGGAGUAGGGCG
This is a messenger RNA of Purpureocillium takamizusanense, 1144 nucleotides long. RefSeq names its product aprataxin-like protein, variant 2 (gene HNT3). The record is from RefSeq and is a predicted model, not a curated record. The coding region runs from base 277 to 1140 and encodes 287 amino acids. The transcript is spliced from 2 exons. Gene Ontology annotation, biological process: single strand break repair; double-strand break repair. Gene Ontology annotation, cellular component: nucleus. Gene Ontology annotation, molecular function: single-stranded DNA binding; single-strand break-containing DNA binding; double-stranded RNA binding. NCBI's taxonomy places the organism in Eukaryota, Fungi, Ascomycota, Sordariomycetes, Hypocreales, Ophiocordycipitaceae.